Molecule: messenger RNA, 1308 nt
Organism: Rasamsonia emersonii CBS 393.64
Lineage: Eukaryota; Fungi; Ascomycota; Eurotiomycetes; Eurotiales; Trichocomaceae
Product: TPR repeat protein
Exons: 3
Coding region: 1-1308 (435 amino acids)
Biological process (GO): protein folding
Molecular function (GO): Hsp90 protein binding
Source: RefSeq, a predicted model, not a curated record
AUGGGGAAAAUCGAGGAACUCCCCGACGACUUUGACGAGUCCCUCAAUCUCAACAAACCAGAGCAACAGCCGCCUUCUUCCGCGAAAAAUGAAACCGCCAAAGAUGCUGCUUCUGCAGCCGCUGAUGUGGCAUCCAUGACAGCCGAUAAUGUUCCCUUUCCGAUCCACGAGGAAAAAGUGAAGCAGGCAGACCCAAUGGCGCCCGACUUGCCGCCCGCCAUGGCGUCCGUUCGAUCCUACACGGCUGAUGAGCUCGCGGAUAUGAUGAACAAGACGCCGCUAUUCAUGACGGAUUUGGACAAGGCAGGUGAUGAAGAAGGGGAAAAUGUCAUGCUGGACGCUAUCCGCGCACUCCAAAACGAGGGCACCCGUGCCGAAGUCGCCUUGAAUUUCCGCGAGCAGGGCAAUGAAAUGGCCAAGGCAAAGAAUUGGAAGGAUGCCAAGGAAUUCUACACCAAGGGUAUUGCCGUAUUGAACGCAAAGGAGGACAAGUGGGACAAGCCAGAGGACCUGGAGAAGGAGCAGAAAAUGCUUCGCGAGGCGCGGGAGGCAUGUUAUAUCAACCGCGCCCUUUGCAACCUGGAACUGAAAAAUUACCGAUCCACCACUUUGGACUGUGCCCAGGCCCUCAAAGUCAAUCCCAAAAAUAUCAAAGCCUACUAUCGGUCUUCCAUGGCUCUGCUGGCAUUGGACAAGGUCGAUGAAGCCGAGGACGCGGCCUCGCGCGGUCUGAGCAUUGAGCCGAACAACAAAUCCCUCCAACAAGUCGCUUCGAAGAUCGCUGCGCGAAAGAAAGUGCUCGAAGAGAUUGCCGCCAAGAAACGAGCCGAGGAGGAACGUAAACGCAAGGAGAAACAGCUGCUGAACACGGCGCUUCAGGCACGCCAGAUCCGAGUCCGAAAGACCAAAGACGCCCCAGAUAUGGACGACGCCCGGGUGCAGCUGACGCCGGAUCCGCUGUCACCGGAGAGCACGCUGGUCUUCCCGACCAUGUUCCUCUAUCCCGUGGACGCGCAGUCUGACUUUAUCAAGGCGUUUGCGGAGACGGACCGGAUCGCCGACCACCUGGAGUAUCUGUUCCCGCUGCCAUGGGAUUCCAAGCAAGAGUAUCAGCUGUCGACCGUCGACUGCUACAUGGAGACCGCGACAGGUGGCCUCAUCAAGGCAGGGAAAAAGAUACCGCUGCUGCAGAUCCUGAGCGGCGGCAAGGUCGAAGUGGUCGACGAUCUUGUGAAGAUCAUUGUCGUUCCAACGGCGAAAGCGCCGAAGUGGAUAGAGGAAUUCAAGGCUAGGAAGAAGGCGAGCUGA